Diachasmimorpha longicaudata is the source of this 1930-nucleotide messenger RNA. Its product is annotated as sphingosine-1-phosphate phosphatase 1-like. Gene Ontology annotation, biological process: sphingosine metabolic process. NCBI's taxonomy places the organism in Eukaryota, Metazoa, Arthropoda, Insecta, Hymenoptera, Braconidae. Gene Ontology annotation, molecular function: sphingosine-1-phosphate phosphatase activity. The coding region runs from base 235 to 1470 and encodes 411 amino acids. Gene Ontology annotation, cellular component: endoplasmic reticulum membrane. The transcript is spliced from 5 exons. The record is from RefSeq and is a predicted model, not a curated record.
ACCUAUAUACGAACAAAAACAGCGAGUGAAGAGGCAACAUUUAUCGAGCAUGGACUCGAGACAAAGUGCAAAUCGUUCUGAGUGGCCUGAGGUACGCGAUUACAGUUGGGACGCGGGUAAAUUCUGAGGAGAGUGAGGAGCCAGCCAUGAGGAUUCUGUUCCCUCAACGAUGCUCGUGACUGGCACCGCCAGGACUUGAAACGCCAACAAAAAGAAAAAAUUAGAGAUUAGAAAAUGUGGAGAGAAAUGAUAGAAGACCUGAAGGAUCCUCACCUGGUGGCGAGAAUCCAGCAGUUCUUCGGCGUGGACAUUAGCUACGAAAACCCCUCCCCCGUCACCUCGCAACCUGACGAUCCAUCGAGGAUAAUCGAUAAGAACGGAUUAGUCCAUGAAAAUGGUAAAGGAAUUGUCCACACGAAUGACGAAUCUCCCGAACCAACUGAGAAAUCAUCGAUGGAAAGAGGACUGCCAGUGAAUAAUUACUUCUGGUACUAUUUAUUCCUCUUUGGGACUGAAUUGGGAGACGAGACCUUCUACUGCAUGUUUAUUCCCUUCUGGUUCUGGAACAUCGAUGGGGCCGUGGGGAGGAGAAUAAUCUUAGUCUGGUCGAUCAUUAUGUCCGUUGGACAAGCUCUGAAGGACAUCAUGUGCUGGCCACGUCCUGCCUGCCCUCCGGCUGUCAGACUCCAGAGCAAGUGGUCACAAGAGUACGGAAUGCCCUCCACUCACGCUAUGGUCGGUGUCGCCAUUCCUUUUGGAAUUAUUCUGUUUACUCUGAACCGAUACGUUUAUUCUGUUUGUUCUGCAAUCGUCAUGGCAGUUUUGUGGUGUUCACUGAUCUGCCUGAGCAGGUUGUACUUGGGGAUGCACACCGUUCUGGAUAUACUAGCUGGUCUUGGACUGGCCGGGGCGAUGAUGAUUCCACUAGUGCCAAUUGUUGAUUUUACAGAUCGCUAUUUAGUUACUAAUGAGGCAGCUUUAUUCUUACUAUUUGCCAUUGGUGCUGCUGCUAUUAUUUAUUAUCCUGUUAGCGAUAGGUGGACACCGACGAGGGGCGACACGGCGAUGGUAGUAUCAGUGGCGACUGGCAUCUAUCUAGCUGCUCUAAUUAACUUCAAGACUGGAGCAAUGCAGCCCCCACUCAUUGCACCCCCUUACAACAUAAUGUGGCCGACAUGGACGAUGCUGAGAUGUACGAUAUUGCGUACAGUCCUCGGUUUUUGCUGUGUUCUCGCUACUAAAGCUCUCAGCAAGUUCCUAGGCUACACGACGAUCUGUGCCAUACUCAGAGUAAAUGCUAAAGACCUCAUGAACAGUGAAAAUUCUCACGAGAACAAGGACAAAGUACUCGUUGAUCUGUUCUGCAAAUAUAUUAGUUGUUUCAUGAUUGGUUUCAAUACUGUUUAUCUUCUGCCAAAUGUCUUCAUAAUUAUGGGGAUCGAUAGACCUGCGUUUUUCACAGAAAUGUGAAGUGAUAAAGCUCUAACUGAUGCGAGACAAGGUACUUCCGCAGUAAUCGUAAGAGAUUGGAGAUGAAUUUAGGAAAUUAGACGAGAAACAUAAAGGAUCUUUUGUUACGCAAAAUAUAUUUUGUUACGUGGUGUUCAUAAGUUAUUGUUAAUUAGAUGAUGUGCGAGGGAAAUGAUGAGAACUAAAUAAGUCUCGGAUUAUGUUACAAUAAUUUUUUCUCAUUUUUUUGUUGAUUAAUGAACUCUACGAAAAAUGUCGAAUAAUCGAUUACAAAAUUACUGCUAAUGCGCUCCACUCAAGCCUAGGGCAUUCAAUAAUUAGUCAUUAGAGUACGCAUAACCUCACUAGUAAUUAAUUAGUUUUAAUUGUUAGGAAUUACCUCAAUGUCAUGCUCAUGUCGAUGUCACUGGCAUAUCCAAUUGCAGUAUCUAGAAAGACAGAAUAAAUCAAUUAAGAAAAA